Coturnix japonica (Japanese quail) is the source of this 1394-nucleotide messenger RNA. RefSeq names its product apoptosis and caspase activation inhibitor (gene AVEN). Gene Ontology annotation, biological process: negative regulation of G2/M transition of mitotic cell cycle. The record is from RefSeq and is a predicted model, not a curated record. NCBI's taxonomy places the organism in Eukaryota, Metazoa, Chordata, Aves, Galliformes, Phasianidae.
CCGGCGCGGCACGGACCGUCCCGGCCACCGGCGGCGCGGGGUAAGGGCGCGGCCCGGCCAUGCAGCCGGAGCGGGGCGGCGGCAAACCCCGGAGGGAAGGGGGCCGGCACGGCCGGAGACGGCCCGGCGGCGCGGAGAAGGCGGCCGAGCCGGCGACCGAAAGUAGCGGCGGGGACGGCCACGGCCGGGGAGGAACCGGAGGCCGCGGGAGAGGCGGCGCUCACGGACACGGACACAGAGGAGGCGGGGGCCGGGGAAAGCGAGAAGCUCGGGGCCGCGGGGCAGCGCCGCCAACAUCCACGCACCAUCGGCGGGUAGAGGAUGAUGAUGAUACUGAGUCACGAGAGGAAGAAGAGGAAGUGAAAAACUACUCAAGAAGAAAGAUUGUUUCAAACUGGAGUCGCUAUGAGGAUGCAGAAAAAGAGGGACAGAGAGAGAGUGGAGAAUCACAGAGAGGAACAGACUUCAGUGUUUUGCUUAGCUCAGCAGGAAAUUCCUUUACACAGUUUCGAUUUGCUGAAGAGAAAGACUGGGAUACAGAGAAUGCAUACUGUAAGCAGUUUCCUGCACUUUCUGUUGACUGCCAGUCAUUGGCCCAGGCCCUGCAGGAAUUGCCUCUACAUCUGAGAUUGAAUGUAGCUGCUGAACUUGUUCAGGCAUCAACACCCAUAGAGCUCCCACAGAUGAAAUCUAAAGUUGUUGAAGACAGCAAGAGGAGAGAGCUAUUUCGACAGUCGUUGUCUCAAAGGGAAACGGUGUUGGUCUCCCAGUCUGUUGGCAAUUCUGCUGCUUCAUCGGAGCCUGGAAAUAAACGUGGUCCUGUGACAAGUGCAGCAGAACCAUUUCAGAGAGCCCAUCUACAAUCAAAGCAGGAGACUGACCAUUUGGAUGAAGAACUGGAUCGUCUCCUGAAUCUGGAUGCUCCCAUUGAUUCUGAGUCAGGUGCAUUAUCCUACAACAUAUCAACAGAGAAAGAUCUGAAAAUGGAAAGUAAGGAAAAUGACCCUCCAACUGCAGUUGUGCCAGAAGAGAAAAGCACAGCAGCACAGCAAGAGCAGAAAACAUCCAAAAUUGUUACUGAGGAAGAGCUUGAAGAUUGGCUGGACAGCAUGAUUUCCUGAAACCAGUAUUCCGUAUGUGAAUAAAUGAAUAUAGUCAAGUAGAAAGUGGGAUCCUCCUUUAGCUGUUCUUUACUUCAUUUAUCUAUCUAUCUAUUUCACUUGCCUGGUUUUAUUUGCAGGCACCUGAAAUUCUGUGCCGCCAAAAUUUGACUGGGUAUGAUUGAUUAUGUUGGGAUUUUCUUUGCUUAAAAUAUAGGCUGUGCAAACUGCUGAGCUGUUUUCCAGCUUGUACUACAUGCAGUCCUUCAAAUAAAGCAAUGAAUGCACAACAAA